This is a messenger RNA of Cucurbita pepo subsp. pepo (vegetable marrow), 3768 nucleotides long. NCBI's taxonomy places the organism in Eukaryota, Viridiplantae, Streptophyta, Magnoliopsida, Cucurbitales, Cucurbitaceae. The record is from RefSeq and is a predicted model, not a curated record.
ACAUGGAAAUUUGCGAAGCUCAUCGGCAGGUUCUUCCAUAAUUUGACCUCGUAGAUGCUCCUUAAGCUCUACUACAUGCGAGCAAGAGUAUAGGCUAUACUCCAAUGGCCGUCAUUUCCAGUUUCAAGGACGGGGCGGCGGUAGUUUUCAGAAGGCAGUCGUCAAACAUGCAUCGGCGUCUUCCGUCUCUCAGGUGCUAUUCUUCUCGACUAACCGAGGCGGAAACCAAAUCAUUGAACAAAACCAAAAAGGCGAGAGACAUGGCACGGAUGAUCAACUCUAAACCUUGGUCGAAUGACCUUGAAUCAUCUCUGGCUUCAUUCUCACCCUCCCUCUCUAAAACCACCGUUCUUCAAACUCUAGGUUUCCUCAGAGACCCAUCUAAAGCCCUAAAAUUCUUCAACUGGGCACAAGAAAUGGGUUACGCUCACACUGAACAAUCCUACUUCUCGAUGUUAGAAAUUUUGGGUCGCAAUCGGCAUCUUAAUACGGCUAGGAAUUUCCUGUUUUCGAUCGAAAAACGCUCUCGUGGAGCAGUCAAACUCGAAGCCCGAUUCUUCAAUAGCUUAAUGAGGAACUUUAGUCGAGCUGGACUUUUUCAAGAAUCUAUAAACCUUUUUACGACGAUGAAAUCACAUGGGGUUUCCCCAUCGAUUGUUACAUUCAAUAGUCUUUUGACUAUUUUGCUUAAAAGGGGCAGAACUAAUAUGGCGAAGAACGUGUAUGAUGAAAUGCUUAGUACUUAUGGAGUGACUCCUGAUACAUUUACAUUCAACAUUUUGAUUAGAGGAUUUUGUAUGAAUGGCAUGGUUGAUGAAGGUUUUAGAAUUUUCAAGGACUUGUCUCGCUUUGGUUGCGAACCGGAUGUUAUCACAUAUAACACACUUGUUGAUGGAUUGUGCAGGGGAGGUAGGGUUACCAUUGCAUAUAAUGUGGUAAAGGCAAUGGGGAAGAAAAGCGUGGAUCUGAAUCCCAAUGUUGUUACAUACACAACUUUGAUUAGAGGUUACUGUGCGAAGCGAGAGAUUAACAACGCCUUAGCUGUUUUCGAAGAAAUGGUCAAUCUAGGCUUGAAAGCAAACAACAUAACCUACAAUACGUUAAUUAAGGGGCUUUGUGAAGCCGAGAAAUUCGAGAAAGUAAAGGAGAUAUUGGAGGCAACAGCAGUAGAUGGAACGUUUUCUCCUGACACAUGCACAUUCAACAUUUUGAUGCAUUGCCAUUGUGAUGCAGGAAACUUGGACGAAGCCUUGAGAGUGUUCGAGAGGAUGACGAAGUUAAAGAUUCAACCAGAUUCGGCUACAUAUAGUGUAUUGAUUAGAAGUUUGUGUGAAGGGAAGUAUUAUGAGAAGGCUGAGAACUUGUUAGAUAAACUAUUAGAGAAAAGAAUCUUGUUAAGUGAUGAUGGUUGUAAGCCUCUUGUCGCUGCGUAUAACCCCAUUUUGAAGUAUUUAUGUGAAAAUGGAAAGGCUAAGAAAGCUGAAACAGUGUUUAGGCAGCUAAUGAGAAGAGGAACACAAGACCCUCCAUCUUACAAGACGUUGAUCAUGGGGCAUUGUAACGAAGGUACAUUCGAAUCUGGGUAUGAGCUACUAGUCUUGAUGUUGAGGAAAGAUUUUUUACCAGAUAUGGAGGUAUAUGAAUCUUUAAUUAAUGGGUUUUUGCACAAGGAUAAGCCACUUCUUGCCCUUCAGACACUGGAAAAGAUGCUGAGGAGCUCCCAUCUUCCUGAAUCAUCUACUUUUCAUUCUAUACUUGAAAAACUCUUAGAACAAGGAAAUGCAUCUGAAUCUGCUAGUCUUAUACAGUUAAUGUUAGACAAGAAUAUUAGACAAAAUCUCGGUUUUUCAACCGGUUGCAUAAGACUACUUUUUGAAGCCGGAAUCAACGACAAAGCGUUCCAAAUUGUUCGUAUGCUUUAUGGAAAUGGCUAUUCGGUUAAAAUGGAAGAACUAAUUCUUUUUCUUUGCCACUGCAAAAAGGUUAUAGAGGCAUCUAAAAUGUUGCUAUUUAGUUUAGAGAGUCAUCAAGCUGUCGACAUCGAUGUUUGUAGUACGGUAAUUUUUCACCUUUGUCAAAUUAAUAAGUUGUCUGAAGCAUUUGGUCUGUACUAUAAACUGGUGGAGAUGGGAGUCCACCAACGGCUAAGUUGUCAAAACCAGCUGAAAGUUUCUCUUGAGACUGGGGGAAAAUUCGAAGAGGCUGAGUUCGUAUCAAAAAGGAUGGAACCACAGCUGAAAUGCAAAACCAAUGAGGCCGAGGGGACUACGAUUUUUCUCAAGCAGCUCGCUGAAGUUAUAUGGAGUUGGAUAUACCAAAUGGGACUUGUUCUUCAAACUCUGAUAGGUUUCAUUCAGGUAUUUACUGACAAAGGCUACAAACACAUCUCAUUUAAGCUCCCAAAUAUGUCAAAGAUGAGUUGUGAAGGCCCGGCUAAGCUCGAUCAUGCUCGGGCAAGGCGUGUUCCAACGCCUGGGAAGGCAACAAUCCUUGCAAUAGGCAAAGCAUUUCCUAGCCAACUCGUUCCUCAAGAAUGCUUGGUUGAGGGCUACAUUCGCGAUACGAAAUGCGUAGACGCAACUAUAAAAGAAAAACUGGAGCGUUUAUGUAAAACUACCACUGUGAAGACAAGAUACACUGUCAUGUGUAAGGAAAUCUUGGAUAAGUAUCCUGAGCUUGUCACUGAGGGCUCACCAACAAUCAGACAGAGGUUGGAAAUUGCUAACCCUGCAGUUGUUGAGAUGGCCACUGAAGCUAGCAAAGCUUGUAUUAAAGAAUGGGGGAGGUCUGUUGAAGAUAUCACCCACAUUGUCUAUGUUUCUUCUAGCGAAAUCCGCUUACCUGGUGGGGAUCUUUACAUUGCGAAUCGCCUCGGUUUGAAGAACGAUGUCGGUCGAGUGAUGCUAUAUUUUCUAGGCUGUUACGGCGGUGUCACUGGACUCCGAGUUGCCAAAGACAUAGCAGAAAACAACCCAGGAAGCCGCAUUCUAUUAACAACUUCUGAAACUACAAUACUUGGAUUUCGUCCCCCGAACAACGAACGCCCAUACGACCUAGUUGGAGCUGCACUCUUCGGCGACGGAGCUGCAGGCGUGAUCAUCGGAGCAGACCCCGUAUUGGGGCAAGAAUCUCCUUUCAUGGAGCUGAACUAUGCGAUCCAGCAAUUCCUGCCAGACACCCACAAUGUGAUUGAUGGAAGGCUCUCUGAAAAGGGUAUAAAUUUCAUACUUGGAAGAGAUCUUCCACAGAGAAUAGAUGAGAACAUAGAAGAGUUCUGCAGAAAGCUGAUGGGAAAGGGGAAGCUGGUGGAGUUUAAUGAGUUGUUCUGGGCAGUUCAUCCCGGUGGGCCGGCGAUUCUGAAUAAACUAGAGAGCACUCUGAGGCUUAAAAGUGAUAAGCUUGAAUGCAGCAGGAAGGCGUUGAUGGACUAUGGGAAUGUUAGCAGCAACACUAUCUUCUAUGUCAUUGAGAAGAUGAGGGAAAAGCUGAAGAGAGAAGACGGGGAAGAAUGGGGACUGGCUUUGGCGUUCGGACCUGGCAUUACUUUUGAAGGCAUUCUCAUUCGUAGCCUCUGAUUUCUCCUCUACCUCUGCCAUAUGCAGCAAACAAAAUGUGGUUCUUUACUUACUAUUAUGCUUUGGAUUAAAAUAUGGUUGGAUUGUGAAUCAAAAUAAGUGCUAAUUGUGACUCUAAUCGGUAGAUUCGGUUUGAAAAAAUGUUGGUUCGGUAUGUCAUAAGUGAGUCAAUUUAGAGCUUCUGUUUCAAAUA